Molecule: messenger RNA, 4158 nt
Organism: Salvelinus namaycush (lake trout)
Lineage: Eukaryota; Metazoa; Chordata; Actinopteri; Salmoniformes; Salmonidae
Product: terminal nucleotidyltransferase 4A-like
Exons: 12
Coding region: 311-1906 (531 amino acids)
Biological process (GO): RNA 3'-end processing
Cellular component (GO): TRAMP complex; nucleolus
Molecular function (GO): mRNA binding; poly(A) RNA polymerase activity
Source: RefSeq, a predicted model, not a curated record
AUAAAAAUACAAAUCAAGCGACUUUGGGUCCUGGAAAAGUGCUAUAGAUGUCCCAUUAUUAAAAUUAUUAUCAACCUUGGAUAAAAAAAAUCUCUGCUUCCAUGAUUGUCUUACUUUUUUCGAGAAGAUGCCGGCAGUAGGCCCGACCUGAUGACCUUUAAAUUCAUGAAACAGAACAUGUAAAUCAACCUAUUAUUUGACUGGUUUAUUAUCGGGUGAGCAACUGUGUGCAUGUUGUUAACCCUCUCCUCUCCCUGUUCCCCUGUCCCUCCCCAGUCUCCAUGAGGAGGUGGUGGACUUCUACAACUUCAUGUCUCCCCAACCCGAGGAGGCUUCUAUGAGGAAGGAGGUGGUCAACAGAAUCGAGACGGUCAUCAAGGAGCUGUGGCCUACUGCCGACGUGCAGAUAUUUGGCAGCUUCAGCACUGGACUCUACCUACCCACAAGUGACAUAGACCUGGUGGUGUUUGGGAAGUGGGAACGCCCUCCGUUGCAGCAAUUGGAACAGGCCCUCCGGAAACACAACGUGGCGGAACCUAUCUCCAUCAAAGUGCUGGACAAAGCUACGGUGCCAAUCAUCAAGCUGACUGACCAGGAGACAGACGUCAAAGUGGACAUCAGCUUCAAUGUGGAGACGGGAGUCAAAGCUGCUCUCUUCAUCAAGGACUACACAAAGAGGUAUCCCGUGCUGCCUUACCUGAUCUUUGUGCUGAAGCAGUUUCUGCUCCAGAGAGAUCUCAGCGAGGUGUUCACUGGCGGAAUCAGCUCCUACUGCCUCAUCCUGAUGGUCAUUAGCUUCCUCCAGCUCCACCCAAGAAUUGACGCCAGUAGCCCCAACAUCAACCUUGGCAUCCUGCUGAUUGAGUUCUUUGAGCUGUACGGCCGCCAUUUUAACUAUCUGAAGACGGGCAUCCGCGUCAAGAACGGAGGGGCCUACAUGGCCAAGGAGGACAUGACGAAGGUUAUGACCAACGGCUACAGACCCUCCAUGCUCUGUAUAGAGGACCCACUGAUGCCAGGUAACGACGUUGGCAGGAGUUCGUACGGAGCCAUGCAAGUCAAGCAGGUGUUUGACUACGCUUACAUCGUCCUUGGUCACGCCGUGUCACCGCUAGCACGCUCCUACCCCAAUAAGGACAUCGACAGCACUUUGGGGAGGAUAAUCAAGGUGACCCAGGAAGUGAUUGACUACAGGGAGUGGAUCAUGACGAAGUGGGGAGGAAGGCACCUCGCCCGCAUGGAGAGCCGGGGUUCUGUCCUGGAGCAGGACCCAGCACGGUGUGUGUUGGGUUUAGGUGUGGAGGAACAGAGGGACUCAGUCUCCCCUCACAGUGCAGACUCCCCCAUGUCCCUGUCCAGUCCUCACCAACACUCCUCAGCCUCCUCGGUCUCCUCUCUUUCCGGGUCAGACAACGACUCUGAUUCGACGCCAUGCCCUGGCCGCCCUCCGGCACUGCCCCCCUACACCCUCCAGUCUCUGGGUAUGACUCUACCCCUGGGCCUGGCACUGGGCAAGCCUGGCAUCAACCAGCAGCACCUCAUCAUGUCCCCUGGCUCACAGGCGUGUAUGUCUUUGCCCAGUGGCCUGACGAUGCACUCCUUACCUGUCAGACAGGUGGGUAUAGACAUGACCCCCCCUACCCACCACCCUGCCCACCAUAACCCUCAUGUCCCAUCCAACCCCCAGCCUCUGUCCAGCCCCCACCCCACCAGCUACACACACCAGAAUGGUCCUAAGUUUCACGUGAAAGGCUUCCACAAUCCAGCUGUGGUCCACAGUCCCGCCCUGGCCAACCGCGCCCACACGCACCCUCUCACACACGCCCACACACACUCACACACGCAGUACCGCAACACCUGGCGCCGUCGGAAGAGGGACAGCCUGCCAGUAAGCCUGAGCAGAUAAAGGAUAAAACAUCCCCCUUUUCCUCUCCUCCUGCCUUCAUCCCUCUCUCAUUCUGACUGAUUGGGAAGACAACUUCACGAGACAAUGCUCCCUGCUGUUCAACUUGGAGGACAGGCAGGCAGAGGCACCAGACCAGCAUUGGGAUUCAUUCAACAAUUUGGGCUGCUGAACUUUGGCCCCGAGGAGGGAAAGAAGUGUAGCUCUGGGAAAACUCUUUCUCCAUCGCUCAUCCUCUCCCCAUUUCUGCAUGUUUUUUACUGCACAAUGAACCAACGGCCAACGAUACGGGAACGAGCAGUGCGGCUAGCGAACAGAACGCAGCGCAACCCAACGUGCAUUCUGACCCCAGAACUUUUCCGCAGCUCUCCAGUCUGCUCUUUCACUUCCUGUUUGGGAUCCACAUUUUGUUUUCUUUUUGUUAAUGUUUAUUGUUCACAUUAAUAUUAAAAUAAUGGCGCUUUGCCCAUUUUCACAUACGUUCAAGGAGACUGAGGAUAGUGACAUCUUUGCCAGGUGGAAGUAGCGAAAGCCCAGUGUCGUGUUUAUUUUUGUUUUUUUGACUGGGUUGCGUUGUGAAGGCCUUUGUACUUGAACCCCGCAGCCAAGCUGUAUCUUAUUCAGUGUUCACACAAUGGACGGUUUCUAAUUUGUGCAAUAAUGUGUUCUAUUUUUUUUUUAUCUUAUCAAUCUUUAUUUAAUUUUAUUAUUCGUGUAUGUAAAGGAAUUUUGGUGUUAUGCUUUUAAGAUUGUAUUUUUUUUGCCAAGAGUUUACAGAACCUUUCCCCAGAUGGCCUCCGGUCUGGAGAGUGUGUGACGGAGUGUGUGUCUGUGUCAUGAGUGUGUGUCAAUUGGUGAGUUGUGUGUAUCUUGUUGGUGUCAAAGUAUAGUUGAACCCCCCCCCAUGGGUGUUUUAUAAUGUGUGAAAAGGAAGAAUCAGAAGGAGCUAAGUCACUUCAGACUACUGCAAUGCAACCUCUAUUGUUGACAGGUUAAAUGUCUGUAAUCUCACAUUGUCUCACUAGAUGGAGCUCUUACUACAGCAGAGUCACAGUGGACUGACUGACUGACUGACUGACUGACUGACUGACUGACUGACUGACUGACUGACUGACUGACUGAGCUCUUACUACAGCAGAGUCACAGUGGACUGACUGACUGAGCUCUUACUACAGCAGAAUCACAGUGAACUGACUGACUGACUGACUGACUGACUGACUGACUGACUGACUGACUGACUGACUGACUGACUGACUGAGCUCUUACUAUAGCAGAAACACAGUGGACUGACUGACUGACUGACUGAGCUCUUACUAUAGCAGAGUCACAGUGGACUGACUGACUGAGCUCUUACUAUAGCAGAGUCACAGUGAACUGACUUACUGACUGACUGACUGAGCUCUUACUACAGCAGAGUCACAGUGGACUGAGUGACUGACUGACUGACUGAGCUCUUACUACAGCAGAAACACAGUGGACUGACUGACUGACUGACUGAGCUCUAACUAUAGCAGAGUCACAGUGAACUGACUGACUGACUGACUGACUGACUGAGCUCUUACUACAGCAGAGUCACAGUGGACUGACUGACUGACUGACUGAGCUCUUACUACAGCAGAAACACAGUGGACUGACUGACUGACUGACUGAGCUCUUACUAUAGCAGAGUCACAGUGAACUGACUGACUGACUGACUGACUGACUGACUGACUGACUGACUGACUGACUGAGCUCUUACUAUAGCAGAAACACAGUGGACUGACUGACUUACUGACUGAGCUCUUACUAUAGCAGAGUCACAGUGGACUGACUGACUGACUGACUGACUGACUGAGCUCUUACUAUAGCAGAGUCACAGUGAACUGACUGACUGACUGACUGGCUGAGCUCUUACUAUAGCAGAGUCACAGUGAACUGACUGACUGACUGACUGAGCUCUUACUAUAGCAGAGUCACAGUGAACUGACUGACUGACUGACUGAGCUCUUACUACAGCAGAGUCACAGUGGACUGACUGACUGACUGACUGAGCUCUUACUACAGCAGAGUCACAGUGGACUGACUGACUGACUGACUGAACUCUUACUACAGCAGAGUCACAGUGGACUGACUGACUGACUGAGCUCUUACUACAGCAGAAACACAGUGGACUGACUGACUGAGCUCUUACUACAGCAGAGUCACAGUGGACUGACUGACUGACUGACUGAGCUCUUACUACAGCAGAGUCACAGUGGACUGACUGACUGACUGAA